This is a messenger RNA of Maniola jurtina (meadow brown), 943 nucleotides long. It is a transcript of the gene ND-B16.6, whose product is annotated as NADH dehydrogenase [ubiquinone] 1 alpha subcomplex subunit 13. NCBI's taxonomy places the organism in Eukaryota, Metazoa, Arthropoda, Insecta, Lepidoptera, Nymphalidae. The transcript has 4 exons. Bases 40 to 501 code for a protein of 153 amino acids. The record is from RefSeq and is a predicted model, not a curated record.
UUUUUUCUAUGUUUUUUUUACUGUCAAAAAAUCGGAAAAAUGUCGGAGGCUUGUCAGAUAGCCCGAAAACAAGAUUUGCCUCCUCCGGGGGGCUACAAACCAAUACCAUAUUUAAGAUUGCCCGCAAAACAAUAUUUCAGCGGGUACUCUGUAUUUGGCAUAUACAUUGGCGUAACAGCAGUCGCCGCCUACUUGUAUAACAUAACCGCCAAGAGGAUCCAAAAGAAUGAGAUUGAGAUGCGUUCAGCCAAGAUGGCAAUAUAUCCGAUGCUGUUGGCUGAAAGAGAUAGGGAAUACUUGAAACAGUUGCGCAGGAACCGUGAUGCAGAGGCUGAACUUAUGCGCGAUGUGCCCGGAUGGGAGGUGGGCACUUACUACGGUGAGCGUGUAUAUAAGCUGGUGCCACCAGACACCCUAGUUGAACCAAUCUUCCAUGAGUACUAUGCACACAGCUCUCCCACUGAGUGGUACAGGAGGGCUUACCAUAAGUUCCGUUGUUAAAUUACUCUGUGUAGCUGAGUUUUGUGGACAUGGACACAUUGGAUCUUUGAGGAUAAUAAGUAAUGGUUAAAAAUAUGAAGAUUCACUACAUUACUAAUAUUACAAAUGCGAGGAGUGUAUCCAUCUGUUAGUUAUCUUUUUAUUGCUCAGCAGCUGUACCAAUCUUGAGAAAAUAAGUACAGAGAUAACUUGCAUUCUGGUAACAGAUAGAGAAUACUUUUUAGGUAGUAUGGGAUUUCAAAGAAUUCCAUUUGGAUUUUUUAAAACCUGAAAAAAAAACAAUUCGGAUAAAGAUGCAAGCAACACGCUAUUGGAUAGUUGAUCGUAAUAAAUAAAUAAACUAUUCUAAAGUGUUCAUACAAUGUUAUGUUGGUCCACAAAACACAGCUGCUGCAGAAUUUAAUAAGUCAGCUAAAUGUAUGAACAUUUUGUUUUGAUUGCA